UUUUUUUCCAGUUUAUGUAUUAUCGUUUUCUACAUCCAAGUGAUCAUGUUCGUGUUAAUACAAAACAUAAUAUAGCAUCAGUUAUACGUAUACGACCAUUACCACGUUUUAAUCGUUUAAAAAAAUCGAAAUCAUGUGAAGAAAUGAUUGAUCAUAAUGAAUUACAAAAUCAAAAUGAAAAUAAUGAUCUUAAUGAAUCAAUAUCAUUACAAGUGAAUACAAAUUCUAUUAAUGAACGAUGGCAUAAUCGUUUUUCAAAAGAAAAUAGACAAAAACUUAUUUCACAACAACAAGCAAUUGAUCAGAAAGUUAAAUUAACAAGAGCACAGAAACAAAUCGAAGAAGCAAAUAAACGUUCACACCAAUCAUCACAUAGUGUUAUAUCAAAGAUAUCUACAAGUCUCAAACGACCAACAACAAUAUCAAUUUCUACACCUGGUGAACAUUUAGAUAAUAGUAGUAUAACUACAACCGAUACUCAUUCAUCUUAUAUUGAAAAUCGUAGUAGUAGUAGUCGACGUCAACCAUUUUUUAAUGUAACACGUGUUUCGUUAACAAGAUCACCACAUCAAGAAUCAUAUGCGAAAAUGCCACAAGAAGAUGAAGAAGAUUUUGAUAAACCAUCUAUAUCAUAUAUAUCAGAUAAACGAACUUCUCAACAAUCAAAAAUGUUUAGUAUUAUUGAUGAAGAUGUACAUAUAUCAGAUGAUAAUCAUAAUAAUAUUUCUUCACAUAUUAAUCAUAUUCAUAAUGAAGAUGGCGAAGAAAUGAUUUUAACUGCCGCAAAACUCACACCUCUUGUUAUAUCAUCAACAACAAAUAAUUCUCGAUGUUAA
Molecule: messenger RNA, 836 nt
Organism: Adineta steineri
Lineage: Eukaryota; Metazoa; Rotifera; Eurotatoria; Adinetida; Adinetidae
Source: the annotation of a GenBank genome assembly